CCUACGUCAUCACUCGGUGCCGUGAACUUCCUGGUUGUGAUAGUUUGUGUCAACAAAGCAGAGUUGAGUUCGCUCACCAGUCCGUCUGCCUCGGUCCCGGUGUCGGUCCCGGUCCCGGUGUCGGUGUCGGUGUCGUGUGUUACCGGGAGCAUCAUGACUUCCCGCGUACUCGCCGCGGUUCUUCUACCGAUCUGUUGGCUCUUCGUGUCGCUGGCGAAGGACGCGACCAGCCCCGCGGCGCCCCGCUCCGCGGCGCCCCGCUCCGCCGCGACGACGAACUCCAGCGCGGGGAACUCGACGAGCCGCGGCCUGUUCACCGGCCUGAGCGUGGACAGCUCGAUGAUCCAGCGGGCUCUGUACGUGCUCAUCGCCAUCACCAUGAUCGGAGUCCUGUACUUCCUCAUCCGAGCCGUGCGGCUGAAGAAACCAGCCCAGAGGAAGAAGAAGUACGGUCUGUUGCUCGACCGCAGAGACUCAGUGGAGAUGGACGAGGUGGAGAGUGACGAGGACGACACGCUGUUCGAGUCCCGUGGCCUCCGCAGAUGAGUCCAGGAUCCUGUCUCUCAUAUUGAUUAUGGAUUAUGGAUCGGGAGAAUGAGGAUGGAGCGGCGACUGCUGGAAGAAAAAGAAUGGACCAAUCUUUAUUAUUAUUAUUAUUAUUAUUAUUAUUGAUGCAGAUAAAUGCCAAAGCUUCCAGCUGCUCCGCAGACGAGCAGGAUAAUCUAUAUUUUUUACGUGCUGUCGUGCGACGCUAUCGCAGGUCGUCAUGGCGACAGACUUUAAUCCUCCUCCAAGUCUUUUUCUACAAUUUUCACUCUGAAGAGUUUAACUGCUGACGUGAUCGUUCAGUGAUUGAUCAGUGUGAUGUGAUCGAUCAGUGAUUGAUCAGUGUGAUGUGAUCGUUCAGUGAUUGAUCAGUGUGAUGUGAUCGAUCAGUGAUUGAUCAGUGUGAUGUGAUCGUUCAGUGAUUGAUCAGUGUGAUGUGAUCGAUCAGGACUGUGAUCAGCUGUUGGAGCUGGAUCGAGGACUAAAAUUAUAUUUUUCUAUAUUUUCUGCUGUGAAAGUUUCAUGAUUGUGUAACGACCCCCCCAUCUUCCUCAUCACCCUCAUCUUCCUCAGACCUUCGUCACGUUUGUUUUUCUUCUAAUUGUCAAUCUGAUCAUAAUUAAUAAACCCGUGUGUUGGACGUGUGAACGUUGAUCAGGGAAUAAAUGAUGACGAACAUAAAAAUAUAUAUAAAAUAUAUUUCAUAUUUGACCUGCUGGAGGUUUAUGACCAUUUCAUCAUGACAUUCAGCUUCCACAGAAAUCUGCCAUGAAAUAUGACAUCAUCAUCAUUAUGUUCUUGUUCAGAUGUUUUAUAUCAAAAAUGUUUCAUGAAUUAAAUUCAAUGUGAUGACAACUCA
Scophthalmus maximus (turbot) is the source of this 1405-nucleotide messenger RNA. It is a transcript of the gene fam174c, whose product is annotated as family with sequence similarity 174 member C. The record is from RefSeq and is a predicted model, not a curated record. Bases 154 to 546 code for a protein of 130 amino acids. The transcript has 3 exons. Gene Ontology annotation, cellular component: extracellular region. NCBI's taxonomy places the organism in Eukaryota, Metazoa, Chordata, Actinopteri, Pleuronectiformes, Scophthalmidae.